AUGAGUCGGCAACUGAGCAUGAAGUCUGGUGGUGACAAGGGUGGCUUCAGUGGCUACUCGGCAGUGGUACUGAGGAAGGCUGUGGGUGGUGCAGCUUCUCACCGAGGGGCUGGCAAAGGACCUGGGGCGAGCUUCGGCAGCCGGAGCCUCUACAGCCUCAGAGGGGAUCGGUGUGUUUCCCUCAGUGUGCCUGGUGGUGGUGUUCGGACUGGAGGUUACAGCUUCUGCCCUGGCUCUGGGUAUGGUGGAGGCCGGGCCCCUGGCUUUGCUGGCAGCAUCUUUGGCAGUGCAGCCCUGGGGCCUGUGUGCCCAUCCAUCUGCCUACCUGGGGGCAUCCACCAGGUCACUGUCAACAAGAGCCUCUUGGCCCCCCUCAAUGUGGAGCUGGACCCCAAGAUCCAGAAAGUGCGCGCCCAGGAGCGGGAGCAGAUCAAGGCGCUGAACGACAAGUUCGCCUCCUUCAUCGACAAGGUGAGGUUCCUGGAGCAGCAGAACCAGGUGCUGGAGACCAAGUGGGAGCUGCUGCAGCAGCUGGACCUGAACAACUGCAGGAAGAACCUGGAGCCCAUGCUGGAGGGCUACAUCAGCACCCUGCGGAAGCAGCUGGAGACGCUGUCCGGGGACAGGGUGAGGCUGGACUCGGAGCUGAAGAGCAUGCGGGACAUGAUGGAGGACUAUAAGAAGAGGUAUGAGAUGGAGAUUAAUCGGCGUACAGCAGCUGAGAACGAGUUUGUGGUGCUCAAAAAGGAUACAGAUGCAGCCUACACAGCCAAGGUGGAACUCCAAGCCAAAGUGGACUCUCUGGAGAAAGACAUCCAGUUCCUCAAGUGCCUGCACGAUGCGGAGAUGGCCCAGAUUCAGACUCACGCCAGUGAGACCUCUGUCAUCCUGUCCAUGAACAACAAUCGGGAUCUGAACUUGGACAGCAUCAUUGCUGAGGUCCGCGGCCAGUAUGAAAAGAUUGCCCUGAAGAGCAAGGCCGAGGCCGAGGCUUUGUACCAGAGCAAGAUCCAGGAGUUGCAGCUGGCAGCCGGCCGGCAUGGUGACGACCUUAAGAAGACCAAGAAAGAGAUAUCAGAGCUGAACCGGCUCAUGCAGAGGAUCCGGUGUGAGACAGCCAAUGUGAGGAAGCAGUGCAUCAAUCUGGAGACGGCCAUUGCCAAUGCCGAGCAGCGGGGGGACAGUGCCCUGAAGGAUGCCCGGGCCAAGCUGGAUGAGCUGGAGGCUGCCCUGCACCAGGGCAAGGAGGAGCUGGCCCGCAUGCUGCGGGAGUACCAGGAGCUCAUGAGCCUGAAGCUGGCCCUGGACAUGGAGAUCGCCACCUACCGCAAGCUGCUGGAGGGCGAGGAGUGCAGGAUGUCUGGUGAGAAUCCGUCCUCUGUGAGCAUCUCCGUCAUCAGCAGUGCGAGCAGCUACCACCCGGGCCCUGCCGCCAGCCCCGUGCUGGGCACCAGCGGGGCGGUGGGGAGCUCGGGCAGCACCCGGAGCGGCCACACUAGGACCAAAGCGGCACGAGGGGCAGGCCCCAAGGACUCUCCAGGCAAGAGCGCCCCAGUCAGCACCCCAGCCAGGAAAGCCACUUGA
Miniopterus natalensis is the source of this 1584-nucleotide messenger RNA. The record is from RefSeq and is a predicted model, not a curated record. NCBI's taxonomy places the organism in Eukaryota, Metazoa, Chordata, Mammalia, Chiroptera, Miniopteridae.